This is a messenger RNA of Lodderomyces margitis, 3429 nucleotides long. RefSeq lists its product as uncharacterized. Gene Ontology annotation, molecular function: protein binding. The coding region runs from base 1 to 3429 and encodes 1142 amino acids. The record is from RefSeq and is a predicted model, not a curated record. Lineage: Eukaryota; Fungi; Ascomycota; Pichiomycetes; Serinales; Debaryomycetaceae. The transcript has a single exon.
AUGUUUAUAUUGACCGAGACGUCAAAUUCCUUGCGAGCGAUAUCGUCAUCUCUAGUUGUCAACGUGAAAGGCAAAAAGGUACUAUUGCUCGCACAAGGAAAAAGCAUUGCUGUUUACCUUUUCAAAGGAAAAGCAUUGGAGCUUGUAACAACGUGGAGCGUAGAGCACAAGAUACUAUCGUGGGCAAAGUUUAGCCACAAAUCCUUUGUGUAUGUGAUAUUACUUGAUUCCGCGUACAAAGUGAAGCUUCUAGAUCUCAGCCAGUUUAACCCGCAUGGAAACGAUAUAAACGCCCCAAUAAGAACCGCUGUCAAGCUUUCUACCCAGGGUCAACGCGAGUCUCCCAACCUCGACGCCCCAAUAAUUAUUCCUUUGAAGGAGAUUGACCCAGAGUACAUAAUAUUUCAUAUAUUCUACUCAAAUAUUCAAGUGUUUUCUGUCAAGGAGUUACUCUUGAAUUUUAAUAAGGCGGUAACUCCCACCACCUACAGCACUGGACAGAUCGAUAUCAAGCAAAUGGUGCAUUUGCCGAGAACCGUCUAUGAUAAACUGACCCGUGAAGGUACAAAGAGGACACUCGACAUCUGGUCGCUAGCCGUGCUCUACAAGGAUAUAACUUCAUCCUACUACGUUCGAUAUUUAGAUUUUUGUUCAAACACCUCCAGCCUAGUCGUGGCUAGACAGCUAGAUCUGUUUGCAGAAGAACCGUCGUUAAUACUACCUUGUGUCCAAAACCCAGGUGGCUUGAUUGUGCUUACUGGCUCCAGCAUGUUUUACUUUCCGCCUGAGCAAUAUAGGCAUAUAUCAAUAGAAAGACAGAUGAAGAAUGUACUCAUUUCAACUAAAACAGAUGAUGUCCACCUAAUCAUGACUUUGAAUAAACCAGGAAGGGGGAAACACAAGACGAUCUACAAGUGUUUUGAACUAAUUGAUUCGCAAAGAACACUUUUGACAACGGCGGAGGGUAAAUGUUUCAUGCUUUUUAUUGACCUCCUGGUUUCUACAAGUAGCAGCCUCAUAGUCAACCAAAUAAACUUUUUGGACCUUGAUUACAUCACUACACCUAUUUUCAAUGGGCUACAUCAUGUUGAUGGGAAUCAAUUCUUUCAAGCGUCGAAAACGUCGAAAUCUGUCCUUUUUGAAAUUUUACCUACAAGGCCCAAUAUCAAUAUACUAAAUUCGAUCGAAGGAAACCCGCCAGUAAUUGAUUUAAAAGAAACAUGCAAUAGCCUGGAACUAUUUGCUUGCCAAGGUGGAUGGGACGGUAGCCAGUUGAGAAGAUACACACUUCCAAGUUGUAAGUACCAGGUCAUGGGGAUUUCAAGAGUAUCCGAAAGCCCGUUGAAAUUCAUUGGUGAGUCAGAGGAUAGAUACAUAUUUGGAACUUCUACAGGCGAGAGUACUAACAUCAACGGGAGGGUCUUAAGAAAAGAUUUUACUGCGGUUACCAGUGUGGACCAUCUUGACGAGGAUGUUUUGCUGCUAUUAGAGACUGAAACAACCAAUAUCGCUUUGACUCGAAGUAAAUUACUUGCGAAUGGCAAUGUGAUAAUUGAACGUAGUAUAAAGCUUGGUACGAUCCUGCCCAAUGAGGGGAUAGUUUCAAUGGCAACCACUGAUAAUCAUCUUCAUGUUUAUUAUUUUUUGAGAAGUCCAAACGGAUUUCGGUUUUGCUACAUAUGCGACAUGUUUUUCGGAAAUGACGAUGAGAUUUCAAGCAUGGAUGUGUGUAACGAUAAAGGCACGUACUGGAUACUUUGUUCAUUUUUCUCAGGAAAAUACAAGAUAUGGAGGUCGAAUGGCGAGCGUCCGAAAUUGGUGUUUGAAGGAUCAUCAGAGCAAGCAGUCUUCUCAUCUUGUAUUUACACAGAGAGGUCAUUCAAUCAAGAAGAAGCGAUAUCGGUAUACAUUUUUUUCCUGUUUAUCAACGGUUUUGUCAAUCAGGUCCAACUUAGGAUGUCAAAUGAGACGUUAAUACCAACUAAAAGCACUUGCGAGAAAUUGUCUAAUAUUCCGUAUCUAUGGAGGAGAAGCAGAAGCAAUAUCUUGGGUUUCAAUUCAGAAGGAUUAGUGAUACCUAAAAAAGUUCACGCAUUGGAUCAGUUUGGAUAUACCAAAAUUGAGAGACCGCAUGUGGUUGAUGUUCGAUUUGAUAGUUACAGAGAGGAUGAUAGCCUGCUGGGUCGGGAGAAGCGUUGUUUCGGCAACGUAAUUGUUGCACUUGAUAAUGGAGAAGUUGAAAAAUGGGCAAUAGAGUUUGGAGAACUAGCUCGAUUACAAGAGUUUAGCUCAUUAUACUCAGAAAAGCUAUUCAUCAAAUGCUUACCACUAGGAACUACAAAUUAUGCAAUUGUUGUGGCAUAUGACACAACGAGUUCUCCUAAUGAGAUAAAAACGGAAUUAUUACUUGUUGAUUCCAUAAAUCUCGAGAUCUGUGAUGUUUUCAAAUUCCACGAUGAUACAGAGAUAGUAGACUUGUGCGAACUUACUGAACAUCAGCUAAAGUCUAUAAAAUUGGACACGUUUACAGGCUUCAUAUGUUUAUCAUCAUCUUCUGAUAAAUCACCUGUUGCUAUAUUCAAAGUUUUAAAUUCCCAAAUAAAGCUCAUUGAAAGGAUUCAUAUAUCUGGUAUGAAGAGCGCUAGCGAUUUGAAAUUCACGAGCAUUGCAAGCAGUCAAGGAUCCCCUUUGGCGAAUUACGUAGUAACGGGAAGUCUCAAUUUUCUUUGCAACCUCUGCUACUUGAAGGGGUUUCAACUCGCAGCAAUACCGCACGCUUUUAUGCCUGCAUCUUCACUCGGGGUGGCUCUGACAAUCGGCGAACACACAGUUAUCAUAGCCGAUGCCAUCGCAGGAAUCAAUUCGUAUGGGAGUGAUUCGUUCGAAUUGAGGGAUCUGGGUCUAUUAAAUUCUGCGGGUAAAUAUUUGACAACCAUAUCCCAGAAAGCACCUCCAAGCAGAAAGAACUUGCGUGUUGCGGGCUACACAUCCGGUGAUAUUUGUAUAUUCGAUGGAUCUGCUUCAAAAUUUGACCCACUAAUGGUGAAGUUUCUGAUUGAAGGUGAUCAAAUUAAUUCCAUAAUAGGCUCGGAAUGGGAAAUCAAAGAAGUCGCUAGACUAGCUAGGAUUGGCACUCUAAGCGGAGGCAUUUAUACUUUGAAUAUUAUUCUUGAUACGGCUUGGGAAGAGAUACUCCAAAACUGCGAACAAGAAUUAACCACUUACGCACGGAAGAACAAUCUUUCAACAAUUAGCGUUAAGGAGUUAGACCAUGAUAACUUCGGUCUUCUGAGAGCAGCUAGUGUAAUUGAUGGCAGAACUCUUCCUUCAUUUUUUGGUGACAGUAAAGCAGCAAUAGAUGAUAAAUUUCAAUCCUUGAAUGCGAAUCGAUCUAAGCUACAGGAGAUAUAUUCUCAAUGCUGUCUCUAG